AUGGCCGAGGGGGGCCUCGGCCUUGGCGUAUUGACUUUGGAUGACUUUGCGCUGCGUCGGGAGCCGCCAAGGGCCUUCGUGGUGGCCUCCUCUCUUCUUUGGAGUGGAGAGGUCGAGCGAUCCUUGGCCCAGUGCCCCUUGGAGGAAGUGGAGGCGCCAAGUAAUUUUGACGAGGGCACUGGGAGACGGUACCCGGCCCUUGCCACGGCCCGUGAUGAGGUCGACGGCCUUCGUCAAGACAUGAAGGAGGCUCGGAAGCGGGCAGAGUCUUCGGAGGGUCGUCUUCUAGAGGACGCUUUGAAGCGGGAGCGCACAGAGGCUGAGGCGUGGAAAGCUGCUGAAGACCUUCGGGAUCCCAAUGGAAGGGUGUCUUUGGAACUUGUUGAGCCUAUCCUAUCCGAGGCAGUAGCCGCAAGAGCUUCCAAUGGAAUGACACAACCAGUUGCAGCCCUAGGCAUGCACCAUGUUCAUUGGAAUGCCCAUUUUGGGCAUCCUCUGCCAAAGAAUGUUUUGAGGAAACACAUAAAGAAAAAGCCGAAGGUUGUGCAACCAUCAACUUGUGAAGUCUGCAAGAUUCAGUGCGACACCCUAGAGGUUGUCAUGAUCCACAAGCAGGGGAAGAAGCACAAGAAAAAUCUGGAGAGGUUGCAAGACUCCAUCACCCCAAAACCAAUAAAGCCCCCAAGUAAUGUCAUCGGACCAAAUGUGGCACCUGCUGCUGUUGCCAACUGCACGGUGCCAGCUGCACAGCCGAAAUCCUCCGCAGCAACCCCGGAAGAACUGGAGGUGAAGAAGAGGCGAGUGCUUGAGGCAGGAGCAGCCCGAGGCGAAGUAAAAAUCUGCACUGUGUGCAAUGGUGUUUUCAACAGUCAGAAAGUAUAUGAGUUUCACAUAGCUGGGCAGAAGCACCAGGCCAUGGUACAGAAGCAGCAAGCGCUGCAAUUCGUAGUAUGA
This is a messenger RNA of Phragmites australis (common reed), 954 nucleotides long. RefSeq lists its product as uncharacterized. The record is from RefSeq and is a predicted model, not a curated record. Lineage: Eukaryota; Viridiplantae; Streptophyta; Magnoliopsida; Poales; Poaceae. Gene Ontology annotation, molecular function: nucleic acid binding; zinc ion binding. The coding region runs from base 1 to 954 and encodes 317 amino acids. The transcript is spliced from 3 exons.